UUUGUGGAUAUAGUAUGCGAUAUCUGUCAUAGUGUUACCGUUACUAUUAUCUUUGUCAAUUAUUCAAGUAUAGUGACUAUUCGCUAUAAUUAUACGAAUAAACACAUGAAAAAGAUUUUUAUACAAAAGAUCUAUUAAUAGUUAAAGAGUACUGAAAUCAAAACAUCAUUCAAGAUGACGAUCAUCACAAAAGCCAUUACUGAGAAGAAGGCGGAUAAAAAAGAACAAUCAUUAUUUGUUGAAGAAAAUCCAGCGGAAAAUGGUAAAAGAGAUGCAGAGGCACAAUGUUUGAAGUCUGAUGUAGGAGGUCAUUACUUUGUUUCUAGAAGAAGCAUAUAUCGUAUUCAUGUAACUGCAACAUUUUUAUUGUUUCUUGUUGCAUUAAUGAUUCUUAUAAUUGGAGUUAUUGGUGGAUUAUACAUAUAUAGACAAUAUGCAAGAACACAGAUGCACAAGUUUAAAACAGGAUGGUAUAGCAUUCCUUAUGACAAGUCAAACAAACCACCUUAUGCCAAAGAUGCAGUACAUCAAAGUUUGAUAGCAGAUUCUGAUCUAAUUUUAAAAAGUUUGACAAGAGCUACAGAACGAGAAGCUAUGGAUAUUGAAAAAAAUGUAGAUAGUGAUAUUAGAAGCUUUUUCAAGGAGCGAUUUGAAAUUGAUUUGGAGAAUGAGCACUAUGAGAAAAUAGAUGUACCAGAUUUUCGUGGUGGACGUCAAGGUCGUUUUAUACAUGAUUUUAAUAUUAAUAAAACUGGUAUCAUUGAUAUUGAUGGAGAAUCUUGUUUUGUAAUGCCACUUAAUCGUCAAACAGUCUUACCACCACGUAAUAUGUAUGAUUUGUUGAGAAAGAUGUAUAAUGGUUAUUAUGAGGUAAAUACACAAAUUGUACGUGAAACAAUGAAAGUAAUUACACCACCAAUUACUGAUUUAUCAGUUGUUGGAACAUAUAUUGCUCGUGAAUGUCAAGAUUUUCCUACAUAUAUGUUGACAAACGUAACUUCAAAUGUUGUCAAACGUAGCAUAUCAAGUGGAGUAUUUGGACAAUUUGCUGGAAAAAAUAUCAUAGAAUUUGAUAUUUUGAAUUUAGAUGAUGUAUCUGAAUAUAACAAGAAAAGUUUACAAAAAAUUGAAUAAAAGAAAUUUAUUAUUAUUUUAGAAUAUUUAUCAUUGUAGGUCAUCAAUGUAUAAAAAUUAUAUCCAGCUCGGCAAACUUAGAUAAUUUCUCUGACGUUCAUUAAGUCUUCCCAUCAUUUCCUAUCUUAGCUCCAAAUCAGUAAUGGUCAAUGGUGCUUAUUUAUAAGGUAGAAUGACAUUUUUUUUCUUCAUUUAUUUACAUUUUAUGCUUAAAUUCUUUAUUAAAUAAUUCUAAUAAAAUGAUAGAUAUAAUUCAUGUUAAAAUCGUUGUAUAUCUAAUAUAUAGUCAUACAAUUGAAUGACUACUAAUUGUACAAA
Messenger RNA from Apis laboriosa (Himalayan honeybee), 1452 nucleotides. Its product is annotated as integral membrane protein 2C. The transcript has 6 exons. Gene Ontology annotation, biological process: negative regulation of amyloid precursor protein biosynthetic process. Bases 175 to 1134 code for a protein of 319 amino acids. The record is from RefSeq and is a predicted model, not a curated record. Gene Ontology annotation, molecular function: amyloid-beta binding. NCBI's taxonomy places the organism in Eukaryota, Metazoa, Arthropoda, Insecta, Hymenoptera, Apidae. Gene Ontology annotation, cellular component: Golgi apparatus; extracellular exosome; plasma membrane.